UAAAAUAAAAGCAAGAAACAAGACAAGGGGUCUCGGGUGUGACAAGAAACUAGAACCACGAGGGUGUUUUUUUUUUAACUAUCAGUCGGUGCAGGUGCUUCGAUCGUAGCGGGUUUCCGAAACAGAAUUAAGAAAGUGAAGCAAUGGAUGACGAACCACCGGCAUGGGAUAUAGGAGGAGAUGAAGAAGCUCCAGCUUGGGAUGUUGGUGGAGGAGAUGACACUGCAGCUGCUGGAGGUGGAGCAGUAGCUGAUGCACCUGUAGUUCCCUCUGGACCCAGAGAAAAAUGUGAUCCCCCUCAUUACACUCUUCACUGGGUUCGACCCCUUUUCCUAAAUUACCGCUACCUCUAUGACUACAGACAAAAUUACUACAACGACGUAAUCGACUGGAUGAAUAAACGAAACAAGGGAAUUUAUCGUGAGGAGCCACGAGCUCAGGAAUGGGCAGAGAGGGCAAUAAGAAUGUAUCACUUGAAUAAUAAGAACCCAAGUGUCAAGCGAUCUGCGGAUAUGCGUGAAAUCACUCAGAUGAGACACACCAUCAGACACUACAGUUAUCAUACUCGAGCAUACUACAGCCUCAAGUACAUGAAGAUUCUUUGAGAGACUCUUCAACAGUAUCUUAUCGCCGCAAUAUCGAAGAAUGUGCAACAAAAACGGAAAAAUUAAUUCAAUCACAAUUCAUAUUAUCAAAUAAUUGUUAAAUUAACAUUUAUCGAAUAUUCUGAUUUUAAUUCAAUUAUAUUUACUUUUAAAUUAUUUAUUUAUUUAUUUCUGCUUAAAUACUGCGAAAUUAUUUAUGCAAAAAUAUGUAAUUGUAAGGAAAAUUGUAGUUUCGGUGUAAAUAAUUUUUAAGUUUUCUUAUAUAAUUUGGAAUUAUUGAAAUAUUUAUAUCGAACAAUGCGAACAGAUUAAUUGAGAGCAGAAUAAUUGAAUUAAACUGAGUUAAACGUUGCACCUGCUUCGACUUAGAGAACGAUUUUUUUUUCUUUCAAUGGCAAAUGCAUCGACGUUAAAUCAUCGAGCGGCGAUUUGCCAAUAUUAUUAUUCGAAAUUUAUUUCUUCUAGUCAUCAAAAAUUAAUUAUGAUGAUCGUCACUAUAUGAUUGUGUAAACUAGAUUCUGAUCAAAAACAAUUAUCAUUCUUAUUAUUUUAUUAUUAAUAUUAUUAUUAUUU
Leptopilina heterotoma is the source of this 1178-nucleotide messenger RNA. RefSeq names its product flightin (gene fln). The record is from RefSeq and is a predicted model, not a curated record. Lineage: Eukaryota; Metazoa; Arthropoda; Insecta; Hymenoptera; Figitidae. The transcript is spliced from 3 exons. The coding region runs from base 144 to 605 and encodes 153 amino acids.